Molecule: messenger RNA, 1894 nt
Organism: Gamsiella multidivaricata
Lineage: Eukaryota; Fungi; Mortierellomycota; Mortierellomycetes; Mortierellales; Mortierellaceae
Exons: 3
Coding region: 149-1684 (511 amino acids)
Source: RefSeq, a predicted model, not a curated record
UCACUCUUGUACCCUUCCACUGGUCAGACCGACUAAAGUUAUUUCCGUUAAAGAGAGACAGGAACCGCACGUAUGCAUGUCUUUAAGUGUUCAGAGGUAUCUAAGUCUUGCUCUUUGCUAUUGCUCUUUGCUAUUGCUCUGAUCCUGGAUGUGUCCCCAGCCCUAUCUUAAUGGGGAGGAUAUGAAGAGAGAAGUCUCCUUUAAUAUUUCUCGGCUUUUCCCCUUCCAAGUAACGAACUAUUUUGUGCCUGAGUUGAUAAGAGAACAGACGGAGCCUCUUACCCCUUCUGUAGUCACUAUUCCCUUCAUUGGAAUUCACACCCCCGAGAUGACCAUGACCACGACCACGACCAUGACCAUGACCGCGACCGCGACCGCGACUACGACCACUGAAACGAAUACACAGAAUCCUUCUGACACACUUUCACAUACGAUCAGUCCUACUCCUUCUCCUGCCUCGCCCUCAUCCCCGACUUUGAGCGGAAGCACAAGUCCAACGUCAACGGACGUGCCAUCGGUGACAGUGUCCGUGUCCUCAGUUAGCCCGAGCCCGACAUCGCCAAGUAGUCCUGGGGUGACCGUUACGGUUAGUCUGACUCCUCUUCCUACGCUGACUACGACCACAGAAAACGGGACUGUGAGCGGGGGUCCUGCCACGCCUACACCCACACCCACGGGUACGGAUUCGACCAUGCCCACGAUCACGACCACGACAGCACAGUCUGGCAGCAGGAUUACAACUGCCACGGCCAUCACCACGACUGCACCAUCCUCGCCGACGACGACUGUUCAUAGCCCAACGCCAACGAUCACAACAACGACGACUCCGCACACGACGACGAAGAAGCACAGACCUACAAAGACGACAACUCCCUGGCUACCAAGUACGAUCGAACCCAUCGGACCUCCCAAGACAACGCAAACGGCCUCUCCGGGCACGUCGCUCCCAGAUGUUGUAAUCCCGAACAUGAGCCCCAAGAUCCCUUCCAACUCCUUCAACGUUCAUCUCCGCUUCGAGCACGUCUCGUACGCCCAAGUGAUUGAUAACGGAGUCCUGGCCGCCCAACUGGUCUCCUUCGUCCCAGCCCAGCUCGGACCCUUGCUCAAGGUCGAUGUGGACCAGAUCCUUGUACUUGCGAUCCGUGACGGGUCUACGAAAGCGAAUGGAGGGUCUGGACGGAGGGCUCGAAAGCGUGCCCUUGUGACCUCGAAGAACGUCGACGAUGCCAUCAUGGCGACGGUUGCGAUUCCAUCAAAGAGCUACUGGGCAUUGAACACCCUUGUCCGGGACACGCAUUCGGCGCUCUAUCAGGCGGGUGAUACCUCUUUCGGGCAGUACAUCGAUUCCUCGUUUCCCCUGAGUCGUAACCCGCCCGCGAACAGCGAUCAGAAGGGUAGCUCGGGAACGAUGAAUCCGUUGACGGGUGAGAACUUUGGUUCGGUUGACCCCAAUGCGGUGACGGCCGGUGGUAGUGAUGGUAGCGGUGGAUCGACACACGGGGCAGUUAUUGGAUCGUUGGUCGGGUUGGCGACGGCGGCUUAUGUGGGGAUCGCGAUGGUGGCAGUCAAGGUUUGGAGGAAGAAGAAGUUGAGGGAGCAGGAGGAGCGCGAUAAGUUGCACAGGAGUAUCUCGGCUCCGAUCAGCGUCCAGGGUUCUUCGCAGGGAUGGGCUUGGCAUGGUUAGAGGAGUCUCUGUCCUCGCUUCAUGGAUUUUGUAUUUCCCCAAUGUCACACCCACGCCCACGUACACACCCACAUACACAUACUCAUUAUAAAAAAAAGGCCGCCUUUACUUUCUUGAGGAUAAUUCUGUUAUUUUGAUAAUCCUUUCUCUACACCCAGGAAGUAUGCGAUUAUGUAUGCUUCUCUCCCUUUUUCCAUUUUCCUUUUUACU